GGUGGAUUACUGCGACGUGAUUGAUUUCAAGUAUGAGAGGCUUGUGAAAUUGUGCUAUUUUUGUGGGCAGAUAGGCCAUAACUAGCCGACUUGCAGAAGGAUGGAUGAGGAAAGGAAGAGGAAUGGAGUGGCGUACCUGUCGGAUGUAUACAACGCAUCGCUCAAGGCUGGAAUCGACUCUCCAAAUAGAUCGGGUAACUUCAGAAACAAUAGAGAAGGAGAAGGUUCUCAGAGCUCACAGUCGGGAAGAGACAGAUCAAGGUCGGGGGACUAUUAUCGGCGAGGAGAAGAAAUCGCUGGAGCAGUCGCGCGGGUAGGAGGGGCG
This is a messenger RNA of Linum tenue, 325 nucleotides long. The record is from the annotation of a GenBank genome assembly. NCBI's taxonomy places the organism in Eukaryota, Viridiplantae, Streptophyta, Magnoliopsida, Malpighiales, Linaceae.